GGGACCCAACGAUGGAGGGGUCGAUAUACGUUCAUCUAUUUGUGCGCAAUUUAAUGAUAUCCCAUUGGCUUUUCAGUGCAAAAAUUGGGAUGAUCAAAUAGGACCCCACGUCGUCCGUGAGCUUAGAGGUGUCGUAUGUGAAGAACGGCCAGGAACGAUCGGUAUCCUGGUGGGUCCCUGUGUAGAAGAUUUUUCGAGUGAUGCAGUGGAUACGGCACGAACAUCUAGUUAUCCCAUAAUUUUAACCGAUAAAUCUCAUCUCCCUAUAAUUCUCCUUAAUCUCGCUAUUGACAUCAGUUUACGUAGACCUUUCGAUUUUUCUUUUUAUUACGACCUUAUAACUAACCAUUAA
Ambispora leptoticha is the source of this 352-nucleotide messenger RNA. NCBI's taxonomy places the organism in Eukaryota, Fungi, Glomeromycota, Glomeromycetes, Archaeosporales, Ambisporaceae. The record is from the annotation of a GenBank genome assembly.